Molecule: messenger RNA, 2553 nt
Organism: Prunus armeniaca (apricot)
Lineage: Eukaryota; Viridiplantae; Streptophyta; Magnoliopsida; Rosales; Rosaceae
Source: the annotation of a GenBank genome assembly
AUGGAUAUAAGCAAUGAGGCCAGUGUUGAUCCAUUUCCUAUUGGACCUUCAACCAUUGUUGGUCGGACUAUUGCUUUCAGGGUUUUAUUUUGCAAGUCAAUGUCACAGUUGAGGCAACAAUUGUUUCAUACAUUGUUGCGUCUUAUCUAUAGAUGCAGGGACUUUUUGGCUCCCAUGUUCUCAUGGUUGCAUCCUCGAAAUCCACAAGGGAUAUUGGCAAUGGUGACAAUUAUUGCUUUUUUGUUGAAGCGAUACACAAAUGUAAAAGUCAAGGCUGAAAUGGCUUAUCGGAGGAAAUUUUGGAGAAAUAUGAUGAGAACUGCAUUGACUUAUGAGGAGUGGGCUCAUGCUGCUAGGAUGCUUGAUAAAGAGACCCCAAAGAUGAAUGAAUCAGACCUUUAUGAUGAAGAAGUAGUUAGGAAUAAGCUUCAAGAGCUCCACCACCGUCGUGAAGAGGGUUCUCUCAGAGAUAUAAUGUUCUGCAUGCGAGCAGAUCUUGUUAGAAAUCUUGGUAAUAUGUGCAACCCUGAGCUUCACAAGGAGAAACUUCAUGUUCCCAAACUCAUAAAGGAAUACAUCGAUGAGGUCUCAACUCAGUUGAGAAUGGUCUGUGAUUCAGACUCAGAAGAGCUCUCAUUGGAAGAGAAGCUUGCUUUCAUGCAUGAAACAAGACAUGCUUUUGGGAGAACUGCCCUGCUCUUGAGUGGGGGUGCUUCUCUUGGAUCUUUCCAUGUGGGUGUGGUUAAAACGCUGGUGGAACAUAAGCUUUUGCCAAGAAUAAUUGCUGGUUCUAGUGUGGGGUCCAUUAUGUGUGCUGUUGUUGCCACUAGGUCUUGGCCUGAGCUCCAAAGUUUUUUUGAGGAUUCUUGGCACUCAUUGCAGUUUUUUGAUCAGAUGGGUGGGAUUUUUACAGUUGUCAAGAGGGUCAUGACACGCGGGGCAGUUCAUGAGAUCAGGCAGUUGCAAAUGAUGUUAAGACAUUUAACGAGUAAUCUUACGUUCCAAGAAGCUUAUGACAUGACAGGUCGAAUUCUUGGGAUAACUGUUUGCUCCCCAAGGAAGCACGAGCCACCUAGAUGCCUUAACUACUUGACUUCACCUCAUGUUGUUAUAUGGAGUGCAGUGACAGCUUCUUGUGCUUUUCCAGGCCUUUUUGAGGCUCAGGAACUAAUGGCAAAAGAUAGAAGUGGAGAGAUUGUUCCUUAUCAUCCUCCAUUUAAUUUGGGUCCAGAGGAAGGGUCAAUGCCAGUGCGUAGAUGGAGAGAUGGUAGCUUGGAGAUAGAUUUACCUAUGAUGCAGCUGAAAGAACUGUUCAACGUUAAUCAUUUUAUUGUCAGUCAGGCAAAUCCUCACAUUGCACCAUUGUUAAGGCUAAAGGAAUUUGUAAGAGCUUGUGGAGGCAACUUUGCUGCCAAGCUUGCUCAUCUUGCUGAGAUGGAGGUGAAACAUAGAUGUAACCAGAUCCUGGAACUUGGUUUUCCAUUAGGUGGACUUGCGAAACUGUUUGCUCAAGAUUGGGAGGGUGACGUUACUGUUGUUAUGCCUGCCACACUUGCUCAGUACUCAAAAAUUAUACAAAAUCCAACAUAUAUUGAACUUCAAAAGGCAGCCAACCAAGGUAGAAGAUGCACUUGGGAGAAGCUCUCGGCCAUAAAAGCAAACUGUGGCAUUGAGCUUGCUCUUGAUGAGUGUGUUGUAAUUCUCAACCACAUGCGCAGACUCAAAAGGAGUGCUGAAAGAGCUGCAGCUUCUUCUCAUGGCCUAGCUACUACAGUCAAAUUCAGUGCAUCAAGAAGAAUUCCUUCUUGGAAUUGUAUUGCUCGUGAGAAUUCAAGUGGUUCCCUUGAAGACUUUGGAGAUGGUGCUUCCUCAAUCCAUCAAGGUAUUGGUGCAUCCACCAGUGCAAUUCCUUCUGUAAAAAACUUUCAAACGCACCGCAAUAUACAUGAUGGAAGUGACAGUGAAUCUGAGAGCGUUGACGUUAAUUCUUGGACAAGAUCAGGUGGACCUUUGAUGAGAACAACAUCAGCAAAUAAAUUCAUCGACUUUGUCCAAAAUUUGGACAUUGAUGCUGAACUGAACAGAAGUUUUCUGGCUAUUCCUAACUCAGCGACGGUUCAGAUGGGAGGCAAUAAUCAGUAUUAUCAAAGCCCAAGGGGUACAACACCCGACAGAAGUCCCGAAAGCACUAAAUUCGAUAAGAGGGAUUUUGGAAAUAUGGUUUCAGUAAAUGGUUCGAGCAUUAUGGUGACUGAAGGUGAUCUUUUGCAGCCUGAAAGGAUACAUAAUGGGAUUGUAUUCAAUAUUGUGAAGAAAGAAGACUUAACAUUGUCAAGUAGGAGUAGUCAUGACAUGGAAAAUUACGGCAGUGAAGUUGCUGAAUGCGUACAACUUGAUUGUCCGGAAAAGGACAUGGAUGCUAGAUCUGCAUCUGAAUGCGGUGAUGCUGAUAUCACUUCAGACAUCUGCUUAGAAGAAACGGCACCCAAUUGCCAGUCGACGGAUCAACCUAAUGUAGAUGAUUGUAAUCAUCAGAGCAUUGUGGAUGGUUGA